Zea mays is the source of this 1646-nucleotide messenger RNA. RefSeq names its product mitogen-activated protein kinase kinase kinase 18. Gene Ontology annotation, biological process: protein phosphorylation; signal transduction. Lineage: Eukaryota; Viridiplantae; Streptophyta; Magnoliopsida; Poales; Poaceae. The transcript has a single exon. Gene Ontology annotation, molecular function: ATP binding; protein kinase activity. The record is from RefSeq and is a predicted model, not a curated record. The coding region runs from base 285 to 1631 and encodes 448 amino acids.
UUCCCCCCCGUGCCGAUUUCCUAAUCCCGCCCCCACCCAACUUGAGCCUUUGACGCACACCAAACAGCCUCUUAUAACUAAACUAAUCCACCCACCCACCCAAAUUAACUUCCCCUCCUCCUCCUCCUCCUCCACACCUUGCCGAGCUUUGUAUAUAAACGCUCGCAACUCACCCACAUCAAGGGCAGGCUCACGAUUCCAGCUCAGGCGGCCAAACAAACAAAAAAAAGACCACCAAGAACAUCGCAAAAAAGACAGAAAGGAAGAAACAGAGGCAGAAGCCCAUGGCGGCGAGCGGGCGCUGGAGGAGGCUGCGGACGCUGGGCCGCGGCGCGUCGGGCGCCGUGGUGUCGCUGGCGUCGGACGCGGCGUCGGGGGAGCUGUUCGCGGUCAAGUCAGCCGGCGCGAGCGGCGCGGCGACGCUGCGGCGGGAGCAUGCGGUGCUGCGCGGCCUGCGGUCGCCGCACGUGGUGCGCUGCGUGGGCGGCGGCGAGGGCGCGGACGGGUCGUACCAGGUGUUCCUCGAGUACGCCCCCGGCGGGUCGGUCGCCGACGCGGUGGCCAGGGGCGGGGGCGCGCUGGAGGAGCGCGCCAUCCGCGCGCUCGCCGCGGACGUGCUGCGCGGGCUGGCCUACCUCCACGGCCGCUCCGUGGUGCACGGCGACGUGAAGGCGCGCAACGUGCUGCUGGGCGCCGACGGGCGCGCCAGGCUGGCGGACUUCGGGUGCGCGCGGACGCCCGGCUUCUCCGCGCGGCGCCCGCUCGGCGGCACGCCGGCGUUCAUGGCGCCCGAGGUUGCCCGCGGGGAGGCCCAGGGCCCCGCCGCCGACGUGUGGGCGCUCGGCUGCACGGUCGUCGAGAUGGCCACCGGCCGCGCCCCGUGGGGCGGCGCCGACGCCGACGUCCUCGCCGCCGUGCACCGGAUCGGGUACACGGACGCCGUGCCCGACGCGCCGUCCUGGAUGUCGGCCGAGGCCCGGGACUUCCUGGCCCGCUGCUUCGCCAGGGACGCCGCCGAGCGGUGGACCGCCGCGCAGCUCCUUGAGCACCCGUUCGUGGCGGCUCCCUGCCACGGCCACGGCGACCACGAGGCCCCGCGGGUGUCGCCCAAGAGCACGCUGGACGCCGCAUUCUGGGAGGCCGAAGACGACGACGACGACGCGGACGAGGCAGUGUCGGCGAGUGCGUCGGAGAGGAUCAAGUCGCUGGCGUGCUCCGCCUGCGCCUUGCCCGACUGGGACGGGGAGGACGGGUGGAUCGAAGUGCUGGGUGAUCAGCAGCGGGUCGAGGUCUGCGGCGCGGUGCAGGUGGCGCGCAGCGCGCCAGGCAAAGUGUCCAGCGUCCUGGCGGUGCCAGCUGGGGAGAUGGAUGUCGGCGGCGGCGGCGGCGGCGGCGGUGAUGAACUGGAAGCAGAGGACGUGUCGUUCGGUGGCGAGGUUCCAGGAUCAGCGGAUGCUUCGGCUGAGCGUCAGAAGAAACGCUAUUUGAUUUUGCGUUCGCACUACUGUCAUGUACUCUCGUGUCAGUUAGUGCCCUGUAAUCUACCACUAGUAGUUGUUAAUAAUGCAAUAAAGUUAUGGGUUCCCACAAAUGUCUUGUUGUGCCGCUCUGUUCGAUUCCCCUUGUCAUGAUACUCCUCUCUGCUC